Maudiozyma saulgeensis is the source of this 1173-nucleotide messenger RNA. Lineage: Eukaryota; Fungi; Ascomycota; Saccharomycetes; Saccharomycetales; Saccharomycetaceae. The record is from the annotation of a GenBank genome assembly.
AUGAAUAAUACUGCAAUACGUCAGAUACCUCGAUAUUUACCCAGAAUGAAAUAUUAUGAUAUAGGAUUUAAUUUAUCUGAUCCCAUGUUCCAGGGUGUAUAUCACGGUAAAAAAUAUCAUACUUCUGAUAUAUCUAAUAUUUUAUAUAGAGCUCAAGAAAGACAAGUUAAAGUUACAUUAUUGACGGGCUCAUCAAUUGUUGAAUCAAAACAAGUAAUUGAAUUGAAAGAUCAAUUGAAGGAUACAUCUCCAGUAAAAUUAUAUUAUACAAUUGGUGUACAUCCAUGUUGUGUUAAUGAAUUUGUUGAAAAUAUUGAAAAUUUAGAAUCAUCGAGUACAAUUGAUAAUCCAUCGAAUGAUGAAAGUUAUAAUUAUAAACUUUAUGAAUCAUUAAAUAAAGAUACAAAAUUCGCAUCCAAAAAAUUAAAGGAAUUAUAUGAGCUUAUGUCAAUAAAAUUGAAUGACCCAGAUUUACGUGCAAUUGGUGAAAUUGGCCUCGAUUAUGAUCGUUUUCAUUAUUCUUGUAAAGAAUUACAAUUGAUGUUUUUUGAAGAACAAUUAAAAUUAUGUUGUUUAUUAAAGAAUAAAGAAAUCCCACUAUUUUUACAUAUGAGAAAUUGUUGUGAUGAUUUUAUUACUGUAUUGAAAAAAUUUAUUAUUGGAUUCCAUGAUAAUGAGGAUAAAUUUAACUUAAAAGAAAUCAUUGGUAGUAAAGAACCAAUUCAUUAUAAAUUACCAUCAACAAAAAAAUUUGUUGUACAUUCAUUCACAGAUUCACCUAUGGACUUGGAAAAUUUACUUUCAUUGACUCCAAAUUGUUAUAUAGGAAUGAACGGUGCUUCAUUUAGAUUAGAAGAAAAUAUAGAAUCUGUGAAAAGAGUACCAUUAGAUAGAUUACUUUUAGAGACAGACGCUCCAUGGUGUGAGAUUAGACGAACUCAUGAAGCUUAUAAAUUUUUGAAUGAUUAUCAACCUCUACCAUAUAAAUCUGUCAAGAGAGAUAAAUUAAGCAAAGUCUCUGAAGAUGAAUGGAAUAACUAUAUGAUUAAAUCUAGAAAUGAACCAUGUACAAUGGAACAAGUAGCCACAGUUGUAGCUAAUAUUAAGGGAUUGCCACUAUCUGAGGUUGUUGAUAAAAUAUGGGAAACUAGUUGUGCUGUUUAUGGUGCAUAA